CCGGGACAUGUUGUCAUUGGCACGCCGAUAAGCCAGUUCUGCUCCCGGAAAUAGACUACAUUUCCCAGCACACCCUGCGCGUUUUCUUCCUUCCCUCGUUCCUUCCUGCAGCCUCGGCCCUUCUGCUGUGAAAAAGGAAGAUGAGAGUCCGCAGCAGUCCACCGACACCGAGUCGAACCUGAACCGAGUCUGACUCCCAGCGGGAUGGAGGCAGAGCGGCUGCUGACGGACCGGAGCCCGAGCUCAGCUGCCGCUCCCCGGCCUUGAACUCGUCACGUCCGCCGCUGGAGCCUCGGAGCCCGGAGGAGCGGCGGGUGGAGCUGCAGCCUGCCGGGCCGAGCCGUGCUGAGCUGAGCUGAGCUGCCGUCCUCUCCCUCCCUGCUAACGAUGCCCAGCUAGCUGCUGGUCUGAAGCCUCGACUGCACCGCACCCUGAACCCCCAACAGAUCCCUCCUGACCCCCAUCAGUGAUCCUGCAGGCCGCAGUAUGGAGCGCUCUGGCAGCAUCCAGCUGGACAUCCCAGACUUCAGUAACUCUGUUCUAUCACACCUGAACCAGCUGCGUGUUCAGGGCCGGCUCUGUGACAUUGUGGUCAAUGUUCAGGGCCAGAGCUUCCGGGCGCACAAGGUAGUCCUUGCUGCCAGUUCACCAUACUUCAGGGACCACAUGUCUCUGAGCCAGAUGAGCACUGUGUCGCUCACCGUGAUCCGCAACCCUUGCGUGUUUGAGCAGCUGCUGUCCUUUUGCUACACAGGCCGCCUCUGCCUGCAGCUUGCGGACAUUAUCAGCUACCUGACGGCUGCCAGCUACCUGCAGAUGCAGCAUAUCAUUGACCGCUGCACUCAGAUCCUGGAGGGAAUCCACCUAAAGAUCAGCCUGGCUGACCUGGAUGAGGAGACCUCUGAGGAUGCAAUACGAGUGUCCAGGGGCAACCGGACCCUGGAGGCGGUGGUGCGAGGAGUUGGUCAUCCUGCAACCCUGCGACUCCUCGGCCCGCGAGGAGCAGCAGAGGCUUGCGAGGCGAUCAGCCCUGUGGAGGAGCCUCUCAGUCCCCCACCGACAGUGGAGCACAGUGGACUGGAAGGUCCGGAAGCCACUGCCGUCAGAGUGGGCAAAGAACCAAUUCUUCGCAUUAAUCGAGCUGGUCAGUGGUAUGUUGAGACGAGCAGUGAGCCAGAGAGGAGCGGCAGUGCUGAGGAGAGCGGGGGCAUGGAGAGAGUGAGAAUCAAGACAGAGAGGAUGGAGGACUGGAUUGGAGCAGGAGAGCACCAAGAAGAGGGGGGGGCGAUGGAGGAGGGGACCACUGUAAUGAUUGACACGUCAGGACGCAGCACGCUGGUGACUGGGCCAGUGGGAGCGCUGGGGACUCGGAGCACUCAACCAUCCUCCAGCUUCAGUGAGACUGACAGGUUCAGUCCCACCGGCAGUGUGGUCGUCUUGGCGGAGCGUCAGAGAGCGAAGAGCGAGUCUCCCAGCAGAGCAGACGAGCUGCGACAACCGAGCUCUCAGGGGGAGGAGAAUGCCGCGUUUGACAUGGGGGGUUAUGAGGACUACCUGAGGGAGCAGGUAGGGGACCGCUGGUUCCGCUACAACCCCAGGCUUACCUGCAUCUACUGCUGCAAGUCUUUCAACCAGAAAGGAAGCCUGGACCGCCACAUGCGCCUGCACAUGGGCAUCACACCGUUUGUCUGUCGCAUCUGUGGGAAGAAGUACACCCGCAAGGACCAGCUGGAGUACCACAUCCGCAAGCACACUGGCAACAAGCCCUUCCACUGCCAUGUCUGUGGCAAGAGCUUCCCCUUCCAGGCCAUCCUCAACCAGCACUUCCGCAAGAACCACCCCGGCUGUGCCCCCCAGGAGGCCCACAGUGCAUCCCCCGAGACUACCACCACCUCUGUCACGUCCAGGGGAGGGCCGAGCGAUGAGGCCUCUCCCAGCCAGGAGGAUCCUGAGGGUGGGGGUGGUGGGAGCAGCAGCGGUGGGGGCCAGUACAGUGAGGGUCCCCAGGCCUCGGUCUCCACCACAGGACCCGACUGACCCUGAGGGAAGAGGAAAGGCAGGGUUUAGGUUGGGUUGGGGAUGACAGUCUUACCCUGUUGUACCUGAAACAACAGGAAACUGAACCCGCUGAAGUCAAAGCAGCAACCGAACGAACACCUCAGAGUCCAAACUGAGAUUUUCCGCUUUAAACCGCAUCUACCUUCACUAACCGAAUGGAACAGAUUAAGCUAAAAAUGAAGAAACGCCACACACUCCAACAACCUCAUAAACCACUCAGUGGUCCUCGUUUGCCUCCGUCUAGUUCGUUAUGUUACAGAUUUCUACUUUUAUAUUUACAGGUAUUACAGGUUCUUCUUACAGGUUCACAAUGCAGCAUCACAACAGUCUGUCUGGUGGAAACUUGCCAAACUACUCAGUGCCAGUUUAACAGUUUAAUCCUUCGUUUUUGCCUUGAGACAAUCUGGAGCAGCGAGGUUACUAAUAAUAAUCCUGCGUGCUCUCUAAGUGCCAAAGCGGCAUGAAAAGAUGACGUUGCACAAAAAGGUUCAAAGAGAAAACUAUGACUGUUUAAGAUCUGCUCCAGUGUGAUCUGAGUUUCUUACCUGAGAUGCCAGUGUCCACACAUAUACAGUACAUUUCAGCACUGAGGACAGUCUCACACUACACUGCUUCACACUACUCUACACUUAUUUUUAUAACCUCAAGCAAACCCGUCACAUCCUGUUCCGACAGAACUGAUCACUUAGACCUAAUCCUACAAACCACAUGUCUUUUUUUCACUUGGCCUGAAACUGAUAAGUAGUUUAAUCAUUUGGUUAACAACUUUGUGACAAUCUUAAAGAGCACAUGUUGACUUAUCUAAAAAUUGUCUGAUAAUUUUAAAAGCGUUUGUCCUGAUCCAAAUGAGAAUAGAGGUUUAAAUUUUAAAUUUCAGUUUACUGACUGAUGCUGCUGAAGAAGUCUGACUCUGUUUUUUCUCCAGACUCAACAAGCCAACAUUUUCUAUAAUCAGCACUAAGAACUUCAGUAGCAUCAGUAUAUAAUCUCUACUGUUGUGAUCCAUUUUCAACCUCUGAUAAACCUCCUUAACAUGGUUAAAGCAACACCUUCAGAGCACUUUUCUGGUUGAAUUUUAUUGAUCAAUUUUUAUACAUUUUAGUUCCAUAUAACCUUUAAUUCGUAUAAAACAACUUUCAACUGAUCUCCAAUUCAGAUGAAAACAUGCAUCCCAACAACAGGGUGCACUGACAUGGCCUAAAACUUUGUUUCAGUACACAAACCUGGCUGUAAUCCCUGGGUAACCUUGGCGUACUGCACCACACAAACCUAAGCUCUAUCCGGAAUAAAAUGCUGAUACAUAUACAGUUAAACAACUGAAAUACACAUUUGAAAUCUAGAUUUAGAUUAAAGAUGAUACGGUCAGUUUAAAUGUAGUUUUAAAGCAGGGAGUGUGUUUUCUAAAUCGAAUGAUUGAGAACUGUAGAUGAUCUUUGAUCUUCUGCGUUAAUUAAUCAGAACUCACCUGGUGAACCUCUCUGGAGCUUUCUACUGUGUCUCAUGAACUUCUCCAGUAAACUGAACCUGUCCAGGUGUGAACAGGUGACCCUUGCAGAGGUCUCUGCUUUUUAAAACCAAGAAUGUAAAAAACAGGCUUGUUCUUUCAUGGAGUCCUUGCUUUUAAGGCGUUCCUCACAAGUUCUCGAACCAACUAAACGCGCUGACAGUUUGGGAAGCUGUUAUCUUCCAGGUGUUACUCCCAGCAGAGGGGCAAUCUGCAAGUUCACACAAGUUAACUUCCAGUGCAUCUUGGGUAAGAUUGGCCGGUCGAGAACUUUUAAUUAAAACCAUUCUUGGUGAAGCGUAAACUUGUGAUUUGGGACACCAUGGGGGGCACGAGAACACAGACAAUAUAAAAAUGCCCACUGAGAAAGGCCUUCAGUGAACAGCUGGUGUUACAUGACAGGAAACUAAAAUGUAUGUUGAUAACAAGUUCAAGCCUCAAAACUCACAUUCACCUGAUUUUCAGGUUCAGCUCUUGGAGAAGGUCAUGGCAUGCAUGUGAGGUUCCAGUUAUAAAGGGAUGAAUCAGAAAGGAGGUAAUGAAUCUCCAGCCUCAUCUUCCUCACGCUCCCUGCAGAAGAAACAGUCGGACUGAAACUCUGAUCACACUGGAUCUGUUAACUUGGCAGAAAUUCAAAUUCUUUAGCGUUGGAGUUUCUCGUUGGGGUAGAUUUAAGGAACCAUCCGGCAGCCUGUUGACUGACUCACCGCAGGAAAUCUGGACUCAGUCCAGCCUCAGAUAAGCUACAUAGCUCAGUUACCUCUCAUCACUACGCAAUACGGCUGCUGCACUGCACAGCACAGCACCACCGGGGGGCGCUCUGACCUACUCACACAGAAUGCCCCGUCAGUCUUCUCAGAUAUUUUUAUAGACAAGCAUGUGUUCUUUGUUUUUGUUUUUCUCGGACACUUUUUUGCUCUGACAAUGUGUGUAAUGAACGACAGGAGUUGCACGUAAAGGAGGAAGAGUCGACCUGAUCAACAGUGUCUUAUUGGGCUGGUGACGCCUUAAAUCUGCCGCCCGUCCAGACCAAGAGUACGCCCUGAGACGUCAAACUGGACCUACUGAGCUUUUAAGCCUUAAAAGCUUUUAAUUCAUCCUCAGAGAAACGGGACAAACUGAGAUAGGAGCUAAAUUUAUCUGCUGAAUAAUAAUGAACAAAUUGUUCUCUGUUAGUUUCAGUACAAACCUAAGACCUCAUAGUUAACAGAGCAAUGUUAGCAAGCGAAGCUAGUUGAUGUUAACAUGUAUUAUAGAGAUCAACUUUAGCUUUAGGGUAGUUAUUGUGUCAGAUUACAUGUGCUUACAGUGCUGCAGUAAUCCAUCCCUCAUCCCAGAUCUCUUUGGAUAUAAGACCUAAAUUUAAGAGCUAACUUUAGGUAACACAAGCUAACUGAUGCUAAUUACUUAACAUUGUAAGCCUCAAGCAGACAAUUUUUUUUUUAUUUAGCCAACAAGCUAACCAUUUGUUUUUAAUAGAGCAGAUGAAGUGAACUCUGGUGGUUAAGAGUUGCUUUACUGAUGGCACAGCACAGCGCCUCCUGCUAAUAAAGCUAGCUUUACUUAUCAAGCUAAUUUUUAUUAUUUAGAUUUAACAUAUUUAAGAUAAUGUAUCUAAACAAAUUGUUUUUUACUGGUUCAGAGCACAAAGACCACAUGACUUUAAGCUAACGUCAGAUAGUGUGUUAUUUACCGUGUGUAAAAACAGAUUCAUUUUUAGCUAGCUCAGCUGUAUUCAAGCUAAUGUAUGUGAACCAGGGAGCUAAUAUUAGCAUGCUAACGUCCUAUUUUCAACUUCAGAAAGAAGACUUAAAGGAAAACUUGUUCCCUCAGACGGAAAGUGAAACCUCCCCUCCUGCCAGAAAUUUUGUUAGCCUAGCUUAGUACAAAGACACAGUAGGCUCAACCUGAAGAGAGUCAGGCUCCCAAGCAUGUGUUAAAUCUGUAGCUAACUUUAGCUCACCAGCUAAUAGGACAUGAUCCAAAGAACCUUAAUUUCACAAUAAUGUAACCCUUAUGGUGAGGUGAGUGUUCAUAGUGACCAGGUACAUGUUCAUUCACACCAGAGCAGCAGAGGUAAUGCAUCGCCACAGCAGACUGCUCUGAUCAGGUCGACACAGUUAGUAGGGACAGGACCAGGAGCUGGACCCUGUCAGACCAGAUGGAUGUACAAGCCAGGCAGGAGCUGGACUAAAAGAACCCUCCAGAGGUCAAAGUUCACCUGCUGGAGGGGGGAACAGGUGGGACCACCUGGCAACCAAAGGAUUGACGACAUGAGCACGUUGGCGAGACAACUUCAGCACUUAUCAGAGAGCGAGAGAGAGACGGGAUCAAACUGAACUUUUUAUAAGAACUGAAUUAUUACUCCUCAUAUUAUCAGACACAUAUUUAAACAACUACAAUGUUUCUGCAUUAUUAUGUAAGCAGGCUAAGUGCAGAUGUAUGCUAGGUAGGCAGGUAGCACACAGGUUGGCUGUUACUGUUUUUCUACACAGCUGUGAAUCAGACUCAGAGGACCCAUCAUUUUUUAUGCAACUGAAGCCAGCGGCUUGUCCUCACUUCGGCUGGCUGGACUCCGUUUUCCUCCCAGAACCCGCCGCUGCCACCGCCGCACUCCCUCUUCAGGCUAAACCAGGAACUAUCAGGUAUACAGACUCUUUCUUUAUCAGUGAAUCAGACGUUUACCUUUCCCUACGUAGCAGAAUGCUAACGGCUAAACCUCAAUGUGAGCUGCAGGCCACAGAAACAAAACUCACCUGUGAAUAUACAACAGCAGCAGCAGGUAAGAUACUCCUCUGAGUCCCUGCAGGAGGCGACAAAACACACACCUGAGCUGGACAACAAUGAGUUAGCCUCCAGGAGGAUUAGAGACAGGCUGUUUUUGAAACCGCCUACUAUACUAGCAGUACGUACUUAUUUGGCCAAAAGUCGGUAUGUAGUAAGUAGUAUGUGAAAAAGAGCAAAAUCUGCUGUAAGCCAAAACUCCCCGGAUGUCGUAUUGAUUCGGGAACAUUUCUCAGUCUGCAUUGGACCAGUCUGCCUUGCGUACUGUUUCCCACAAUGCAUAGCGCUCGUUACGCUUUUUUGUUUUCUCUUCUUUUUUGGACGGGGGAAACUCAGUUUUUAGGUGCUGUGAAAAUGAUUCAAUUCCAUAUAAACCACUUCCUACCUUUUUUAAUCAUAAGUGAUGCUAAAGAAGCAGUUUCUCUAUCGGCUUGGCCGUUGUUUACCUCCGCUUUCUGAAACCGGAAAUUCAGUGACGUCUGACCCAGUGUACUGCAACACAGAUCGAACAGAACAGUCAUACUACAUACUAAAUUCAAACAUAGUAGGCAAUACCUACUGACUACUACAUUAGUAGGUAGUAUGUAGCAGGCUGUUUCGAAAACAGCCAGAGUGUUGCCAAUUGUUCUUUAAGUCCUGGUACUCCACUCAUCAUUGUAUCAUAUGACCGUUAUCAGUGAUCGUUAGUUUUACAUUCUAAAUUUCCACAUUUAAUAAAGACACCUGAAGAUGAUUAAAAGACUCAUCACUGAGCUUGUCUCCACUCUACCAUCAGGUUUUUUAAACCAUACAGCACUCGGGGCACUUUGGGUUACGACUCUGCUUAAAACAGUCAGGUGACCGUAACACAGUGUGCCAUGGGUAAUGUAUUUUAGCUAAUGAGAAUCACCAGUGAAACAGUCUGGAUACUCACCUGUGCUAGGCUAACCAACAUGAUGUCUUCAUUUAGGCUAACAUAAAGAAAAGUAAAUUUUAGGCUCAACUCAUCAGAGAGCCAAGUCUGUGCACUACUCUGGAGGUCUGAAGCUUGAACCAUCCAAGGUCUGUGCUUUAGUUUUGAAUGGAUGCAUCAUCAAACAGUAACCCUCAAACACUACUCUCAAACUAGAAAACCAGAAUGUCUCCAUGUUGUCCAGCUCAGACACUCGAUCGUUCGUCCUGUAGAAACUCGAGGAGCAGACAGACAGACCUCAGUGCAGAAGAGACGUGAAGAGACGAGUCCUUUCAUCCUAAAUAAACAUGUCUUCAGUUUUUUUGAUCACCUGAACAGGAGGAACAUCUGAACUCCAUCCUCAUGUUUCACUCUGAAUAAACGGGUCGGGUCCUCUGGACACUUUUCUCCUCUCUGCACUGAAACAUCUUUUUUUUUUUAAACUCAUGUCAAGCCAGUUUUUAUCAAACAGCGGAUUCCAGAUCAGCUGGUCCGGUCAGGUCUGAGGAUCCAUGAAGGAGGAAGAGUCAAGUCAGAGUUAAGGUUCAGGUCUGACAUGAACCACAGAGUCUUCAGCAUCAGCAGGUUCUCUUAUCGCUGACUUCAUAGCCGAAUGAAAAUCAAUCUGUGAUAAAGUAACGUCUGAUUAAUGAUGAGGUGUUUCAAAGACUGCUGGUUAUCAAAAACAUCUGUUAUCUAUUACAGAGCAGACGCUGAUUUAAACCCAUCCAGCUUCAUGUGGAUAGGAUGUCUCCAGUUGACCUCUGUCAGUAAACUCCGCCCACAUUGAAGACAUUUUAUACUCAGAAUAAACUUUUACCUGAGUGUGACAUGCUGGCACCUCCUCCUCCUCCAUGGUUCCUCAGUUUAUUUCAGUUCAUCUUCAAACUGUGAAAACAGCCAAACCUCAUCUUCAUCAUCAUUAUCAUCAUCACGCUCUGGUCUCAUGGUGUCUGUGGGUCGGUCGAGGCUCUUCUUCUUCUCUUUUUGCUUUAUAAACGCCAAACUUGUGUUCUUUUUAUUUCUGUGUGAAUCAUUUUGAAUCUCCGUAACCUUGACCACGACAUGCCUAACGAUGAUCAUUUCUUCACGUCAUGAGAUUACUCUGAACUGUUGAUUCCUAAAGUAUAUCCUAAUAUAUCAAACAAAGAAAAACAACUUUAGUAAAUUUAACUUUUAUUACUGUACAUUUUUUAAAGAGGAGGUACUGAACGCUCUGUAGAGGUUUAUGUGAAGAUCUUUAUGUUGCAUGUCUCUGUUGGUGGGGGGGUGGGGGGGUGGGUCAAAGGUCGAUUAUUAGAUAAUAAAAUGUGAAGACGCUUCUUUCACCAUGACCACUAGAUCACUCACAGGAUGCAUCUCCUUCAGAGGAAAUAAAGCACUUUAAGUGUCAAA
Molecule: messenger RNA, 8672 nt
Organism: Notolabrus celidotus (New Zealand spotty)
Lineage: Eukaryota; Metazoa; Chordata; Actinopteri; Labriformes; Labridae
Gene: zbtb37
Product: zinc finger and BTB domain containing 37
Exons: 4
Coding region: 487-2037 (516 amino acids)
Biological process (GO): regulation of transcription by RNA polymerase II
Molecular function (GO): DNA-binding transcription factor activity, RNA polymerase II-specific; RNA polymerase II cis-regulatory region sequence-specific DNA binding; protein binding
Source: RefSeq, a predicted model, not a curated record